Molecule: messenger RNA, 1408 nt
Organism: Ostrinia nubilalis (European corn borer)
Lineage: Eukaryota; Metazoa; Arthropoda; Insecta; Lepidoptera; Crambidae
Exons: 4
Coding region: 1-1404 (467 amino acids)
Source: RefSeq, a predicted model, not a curated record
AUGCGGGUUAUGACUAAUACAUUAACAAAGGAAGAUAAGGGCCUGUUAUUAUCAGUUUAUCACACAAAUAUAUCUAAGUGGUGGAGGCGUGAAAAAAGCCUACACGCACCUCACUUAACGUUUAAUUAUCGAACCAAACACAUACUUAUGUUAACAAAGAUAAAAAUGAGUUCAGAAUACCUCUCGAAAGAUAUUUUAGAAGAGGACUUUUUAAAAACAUUUACUCCUUACCAUAUUUGCCAAAAAGUUUUGGGGUCAUGUCGCGUCAAUGCUAAAAAUAGAUUUGUUACAGCACCAACGAGAUGGCAAAGAGGGUAUACUGUAUUUUGUAUGACUCUCCUUACACUGUGUUACGUUAAGAUGUUCUUGAUAUUUACCGAGAAAUUUUCCGAUAAUGUUAACAUUAGUUUUCUGAUAGUUACAAUGUUAAUAGUACAAGUGAUUAUAUUCACUAGCAAUUUGAUCCACGUACGUUUCCUGACUUGCCAUGACAACAUAGAGUUCUAUAUUAAAAUGCAAGAGAUCGACCGUAUUAUGAAAAUUGACAAAGAUAAAACGCUGAGCUCUCUGCAAUACAAAGUUCAUGUAAUGUCUAUACUAUUUUUGUCUCUGAGUGCUUUAGGACUUGUAAGUUUGAGUUUCACAGGAGGUAUUAUUACGGCAAUAUUACUUUGCUCUGGGAUCUACUGUGAAGCUCCUUUCGCGGUAGAAAUGAGUCAUUGUUCUAAUAUAAUGCUUUACUUUGCAUUGCGUAUCCGUUUAGUCAACGCGAUCGUAUCAAAUCACAUUUACGGAAACACUUCAUCGAAACCUUUAAUUUCUGAUAUGUUCACAAAUCACUAUAUGAAAAAUGUGGCUGCUAAAAUACAUGAUUUUAAAACUAGUGAAACCGAUAUUUAUUUACGAGAAAUAAUACGCGGUUUUAAUAUGUAUAAGGAUCUCUACAAGUUCCAAGUGAUUUAUAAAAAACAAUGUGACGAACAAUUAAUUGAUGCAUUAACAUUUCAGAUUCUCUUACUAUGUGUAAAGAUAUUUAUUUAUGCGCUAAUAACAUUUGAAUACACUCUUCUAUCAGUGAAGUACAAUAUCUAUGACGUGGUUCAUAUAGCUGCAUUUUCUACAAUAAUAACUGUGGAUUUAUUGACAGUGACGUUUCUUUGCCUGCGAUGCGAGAUUUUCAUUAGAUCAGUCAAAGAAACCAAACUAUUAACGAUCUCGGUUAUGUCCAUUUACCUCGAUGGACCACUCAGAAAGAAGGCUAAGUGUAUGUAUGACAUUAUAGAAGAAAUUCCGCCAGAUUUAUCAAUAUACGAUAUGUGGGACCUGGACGCACGUAUUGUGUUUGCAUUAUUUUACACAAUCACGAAUUUUAUCGUCACAUUACUUCAGUUUGCUUUUUUGUAAUAUU